Molecule: messenger RNA, 1079 nt
Organism: Aspergillus saccharolyticus JOP 1030-1
Lineage: Eukaryota; Fungi; Ascomycota; Eurotiomycetes; Eurotiales; Aspergillaceae
Product: DUF2470 domain-containing protein
Exons: 1
Coding region: 205-918 (237 amino acids)
Source: RefSeq, a predicted model, not a curated record
CAUGUCCAACAGUGUCCUACCACCCCACUCCAUCGGGACCUCCAUACAAUACUCAAUUGAGUCACCAGUUAUCGAGCAGUAUAUAGAGAUACAGACUUACGAAACCCUACUUGUGACUCCUACCACCAAGUUACCUAUUUACAUUCCAAACCGCAAUCCGAGAGCUAAGGGAGCAACCCGAAAAAGAACGAACGAUAACCAAAGAUGUCUCCCCCACAGCAACAACCCCAAUCAUCAUCACCAUCACCAACCCCCUCCAACAAUGGAAUCUCCUUCACCAUCACCCACAUGAACGCCAACCACCAGGACUCCCUGUCCUACUACCUCCGCGUCUACAACGGCGUCUCCGCCGGCGAGGCCUCCACCGCAACCCUGGAGACCAUCACCCUCUCCGACCUCGUCAUCCGCACCGCCGAUAAGAACCGCUACACUGUGCCCCUCGACCCGCCGCUCCAGUCCUUCAGCGAGACGCGUGCCCGCCUCGUCGCCAUGCACAAGGACUGCCUCGACAAGCUUGGCCUCUCCGACAUCAAAAUUACGACCUACCAUGCUCCGUCCCGGCCCUCAGAGGUUAUCACGUUCUUGGUCUGUCUCUCGGGCAUCCUCGCGUUCAGUCGGCGCGCGAAUCUCCUGCCGGGUGGCUGGGUGUACGAGGGACUGCGCUUGGGGAGUGGGUGGUGGUGGCCCCGGUGGUUCGCGGCGUUCUGUGCCAGUAUGCAGCCGGCGGUGCUGACGUUUGUGCUGGUCGUGCAUGCGUUCGAGGCGGCGAUGUUGGCAUAUACGAGGCUACGGAAGCAUGGGGUUGCGCUGGGGUCGGGGGCGUGGUGGGGGUGGGUGCUGUCGACGAUUAUCGAGGGGUAUGGGGGGUUCCAGCGGUUUGAUCGGGUAGUGAGGGAGGAGGAGGCGAAGAAAAAGUGAGAGGGCGAUGUGUAUGGUUGGGGGUGUGAGGGUACGGGUGUUGUUGCUUGUUUGUACAAUAAGGUCUAGUUAGGCUAUGCUGUGACUAACUAGUUGCUCUAUACACUGACUCUAAAGUUUGUACUUGUUGGUCUACUCGGGCUGGGUCUGCUGGAGACUGU